Girardinichthys multiradiatus is the source of this 2559-nucleotide messenger RNA. It is a transcript of the gene clybl, whose product is annotated as citrate lyase beta like. The record is from RefSeq and is a predicted model, not a curated record. The transcript is spliced from 8 exons. NCBI's taxonomy places the organism in Eukaryota, Metazoa, Chordata, Actinopteri, Cyprinodontiformes, Goodeidae. Gene Ontology annotation, biological process: regulation of cobalamin catabolic process. Gene Ontology annotation, molecular function: (S)-citramalyl-CoA lyase activity. Bases 17 to 1084 code for a protein of 355 amino acids.
GUACCCUUUGAGGCCAAUGGCUGCAUUCUGUCUAAUACGUCACAGGAAAAACAUGGCGGCGCACAUUGUCAGAGCUGGGAGACGUCUUGCUCCGCAGAAGAACGGCUGGCUCCUGCCUGCAGUCUGGCAGUUGUAUACUCAAGCAUGCUGUCAUCACCAUCAGUCUCCAGGCUCCUCGCUGCGCUACAUCCCCCGUAGGGCAGUUCUCUACUGCCCGGGCAAUGAUGAACGAAAAUUGAAGAAACUAGCCUUGCUGGAUGUUGACUGCGCCGUGUUAGACUGUGAGGAUGGCGUGGCCCUCACCAAAAAGGCUGAAGCCAGAGAGACCAUAGCACGGAUGUUGGGAGAGCUGAAUUUGGGCCGGACUGAGAAGUGUGUUAGAGUAAACUCAGUUUCCAGUGGCCUAGCUGAGGCCGACCUCCACAUUGUUCUGCAAGCAAAUGUUCUUCCUCCUGCCAUUAUGCUGCCCAAGGUGGAGGACAUUCAGCAGGUCAAAUGGUUUGUUGACAGGUUUCAGCACAACUUGAAAGGACGGACGCUGACAGAACCCAUUCGCCUCGUCACCUUUGUGGAAACCGCUGUGGGCCUGCUCAAUUUUAAGGCCGUGUGUGAGGAAAUCCGCCAACUCGCUCCCAGAGCCGGGCUCCACCAUGACUGCGUGGUGUUUGGCUCUGAUGACUUCUGUGCCAGCAUAGGUGCCACGCGGACUACAGAUGCCAGGGAGCUGCUGUAUGCAAGGCAGAAGGUGGUUGUGACCACCAAAGCUUUUGGGCUGCAGGCCAUCGACCUGGUUUACAUCGACUAUAAAGAUGUGGAAGGACUGAGGCUACAGGCCAGGGAGGGGGCUCUCAUGGGCUUCACGGGUAAGCAGGUCAUUCACCCUGGGCAGAUCCAGGCUGUGCAGGAGGAGUUCUCCCCGAGUCCAGACAGGGUCCAGUGGGCCGAGGAGCUCAUUGCUGCUUUUGACCAGCAUCAGAAAGAAGGAAAGGGUGCGUUCACCUUCCGUGGCAGCAUGAUUGACUUGCCCUCGCUGAAGCAGGCUCAGAACAUCCUGACCCUCUCUGCAUCGGUGUUGAAGACAUAAUUGGAAGGACCAGAGGUCUGAACCAGGACAGGAAACUGGAAAUCUCACAGACAAAAUUAGCACUUGAGAAACUUUAUAAACCAUCUACCCUGAUGCAGGGUUACAGUGGAAAACAUGGCUUGUAUUUGUGUUGCAAUUGACAGGAAUUUGUGAUUACAUUCAGUAGAUGUACAUGUCUGUUUUUACAAGAGUCUUGACUCUUGGCGUGUUUUAAACAUUACAGAAACACACAGUGAGUGUGAUCAGUGCUUUCCUCUGGAGAUAAACCCUGUGCAGCUUUCUGGCAGCAUGUUCACCAUCAUGUCACUCUGCAGCCUGCGUGCCCACACCCACCAUCUCUCCCGAGUCAUGAUAAAUGCUCUCCCAUCAGCACAUCCAGGCAGGGUGCAGGGUGGGGCGGGGGGGGGGCCCAAAGGGUAAACAAACAACACCACACUGCUGUGGUGGGUCUAUUCCUCGGGCCCCGUAGCUACAGUCGGGCCUCGGUCGCCUGCCUCGAGCCUGACUCAAGCACUUCAACAUCAUGUUUGCUUCAAAAACUAAAGAAAAGAAACAAAUGUAAUUGUUUUGUGUGAUUUUUAAUUGACGUGUUAGCCACGCGCAGCCUGAAAGUAAAAUUUGUGCAGCAUCAUUUAACUGAUUUCCUACAUUAGAGCAACCUGUGUUUACACCAGCAUUCAUCAAAACUGGAACAUAAAAAAUGAACUCUUUAAUGAGCGGAGUGAAGAAGUCACAAAUGAAGGCACAAAAGGGGGCUUUGUGGAGCACUUGUCUGACUCGCCGAGGCUGUGAAGUGGGUGUGAUGUUCGAGUAGAGACAGAUUAGUGGCCAUGUUGCUCCAGCAGACCAGGACCGAGGCUUUGUCUCUCUGACUGCGGAUGGGAGGAUAAUUGGGGGGGUGUUGAAUGGUUAAUAGUGCCAUUGGUGACCAUGGUAAUGAAAGGCGCCAUACCACCUCUACCCCACCUCGUCCCCUCUCUCUUUCUUUUUUUUUGUCAUGUUUCUUUCCCUUUACUGUAUGAUGUAUUGUGUCUGGGACAGAGCCGAUGUCUGUGCCAGGCCCGUCCAGACAAAAAAAAAAAAAAAAAAAAACAGGCAGAAGCAGCCCCUGCUCCAGCAAAGACCUCGACAGUAAGCCGUCGCGUUGGCAUUUGGCCACACUGGUUUCUCCAAACUGGUUCACUUUCUGCUGCCAUAUGAACACAUUGGGCCGGUUGGUUUUCAAACUCUCUUAUAAAAAACCCUGAUAUUGGUUAGUAUGAUAAUAGUGUUUGCAGCUGUUUUUGAGACUUUUUGUGGUGAUAUAAAAAAAACUUUAAAAUAAUUAAUGAAUUAUUUGACUGUCCUGAUUACUUAGAAUGUAGAUUGUUGCCGUUUUUCUUUAACCUUUGUUUAACUUUGAAAUGUUUUCCUCUGACUCUUUGCAUUUAAGAUUGCUGCAAUAAAAAUAAAAAAAUAAACCUGUUUAUUCCAAA